AUGCCAAAUCCACCGCCCCCAUCAGACCUCCCAAUAUACUCUUUCUCCACCGCCCAAGAUCUCGAAGCCUUUCUCGAGCGCGAACAUUCCACAGCGUCCGGCUUCUACCUCAAACUUGCCAAAAAGGCCUCCGGCCUCCAAUCCGUAUCUGCCGCCGAAGCAGUCGAGACAGCUUUAUGCUUCGGUUGGAUCGACGGUCGUGCUAAUGCCUUCGAUGAGAACUGGUGGCUCGCGCGAUACACGCCUCGCCGGACCAAAAGUAUCUGGUCUCAGAAGAAUGUGAACACCGUCAGCCAGCUCAUCGAGAGUGGUCGAAUGCGACCGGCUGGUUUGGCUGCCGUGGAUGCUGCAAAGGCCGACGGGCGCUGGGAGCGCGCUUAUGCUGGCCCAGCUACGAUUACCGUCCCUGACGAUUUGGCGGCUGCUUUGGCGGCGGAGGUGGGAGCGAAGUCCUUUUUUGAGACCCUGAAUAAGAGUGACCGGUAUGCGGUCUUGUGGCGGGUGCAGACGGCCUCUCCGACUGUGAGGGCUAAGAGGAUUGACAAUAUGGUGCAGAUGUUGGCUGAGGGCAAGCGACCUGCUGAUUUCACGUCCUCUUCAGUGUCUUCGGAGAAGCGCAAGAGUAAGGAGAAUGAUAGUGCGCCUGAUUCGAAACGGAGCAGUCGAAGAGCAGCAACGAAGAGAUAG
Messenger RNA from Penicillium canariense, 687 nucleotides. Its product is annotated as YdeI/OmpD-associated family protein. The transcript has a single exon. The record is from RefSeq and is a predicted model, not a curated record. Lineage: Eukaryota; Fungi; Ascomycota; Eurotiomycetes; Eurotiales; Aspergillaceae. Bases 1 to 687 code for a protein of 228 amino acids.